Trichogramma pretiosum is the source of this 1672-nucleotide messenger RNA. RefSeq names its product tubulin alpha-1 chain. Gene Ontology annotation, molecular function: structural constituent of cytoskeleton; GTP binding. The record is from RefSeq and is a predicted model, not a curated record. The coding region runs from base 168 to 1520 and encodes 450 amino acids. Gene Ontology annotation, biological process: microtubule cytoskeleton organization; mitotic cell cycle. The transcript is spliced from 4 exons. Gene Ontology annotation, cellular component: microtubule; cytoplasm. Lineage: Eukaryota; Metazoa; Arthropoda; Insecta; Hymenoptera; Trichogrammatidae.
CUAGGGCCGCGCGCGUCACAGUUGCGCUAGUUCGUCCAAGGAAGUAUCAUUGCCAGCUUCCAGCGACAAACGACUCUCGCCGCUAUCAUCAAAUCUUCAUACAUCGCUCGUCGAUUAUUUGACUUUUUUGCUCUUUCUGACGCUUAACCUCUACCACCCAAACCAAAAUGCGUGAGUGUAUCUCAAUCCACGUUGGACAGGCUGGAGUUCAGAUUGGUAAUGCCUGCUGGGAGCUUUACUGCUUGGAGCAUGGCAUUCAGCCUGAUGGGCAGAUGCCAUCAGACAAAACCAUUGGAGGUGGCGAUGACAGCUUUAACACCUUCUUCAGUGAAACUGGUGCUGGCAAACAUGUGCCCAGAGCAGUCUUCAUUGAUUUGGAGCCCACUGUUGUUGAUGAGGUACGUACUGGUACAUACCGUCAGCUGUUCCAUCCCGAACAGUUGAUCACUGGCAAGGAAGAUGCCGCCAACAACUACGCCCGUGGCCACUACACCAUUGGCAAGGAAAUCGUCGACUUGGUGCUUGACAGAAUCCGCAAAUUGGCUGAUCAAUGCACAGGUCUUCAAGGUUUCUUGAUUUUCCAUUCCUUUGGUGGAGGUACUGGCUCAGGUUUCACAUCCUUGUUGAUGGAGAGGCUGUCAGUUGACUAUGGCAAGAAGUCCAAGUUGGAAUUCGCCAUCUACCCAGCUCCACAAGUCUCAACUGCAGUUGUUGAGCCAUACAACUCGAUCCUCACCACGCACACUACCCUGGAACAUUCCGAUUGCGCCUUCAUGGUCGACAAUGAAGCGAUCUACGACAUUUGCCGUCGUAAUUUGGAUAUCGAGCGCCCAACUUAUACCAAUCUGAAUCGUCUGAUUGGUCAGAUUGUUUCAUCCAUCACGGCUUCGCUCCGUUUUGAUGGUGCUCUCAACGUCGAUCUGACCGAGUUCCAAACCAACUUGGUGCCCUACCCCAGAAUCCACUUCCCACUGGUCACUUAUGCUCCAGUUAUCUCUGCCGAGAAAGCCUACCACGAGCAACUCUCGGUUGCUGAAAUCACCAACGCCUGCUUUGAACCCGCCAACCAGAUGGUCAAAUGUGACCCACGCCGUGGCAAGUACAUGGCCUGCUGUAUGUUGUACAGAGGAGACGUCGUACCAAAGGACGUCAACGCAGCCAUUGCCACCAUCAAGACCAAGAGAACCAUCCAGUUUGUCGAUUGGUGCCCAACUGGUUUCAAGGUCGGUAUCAACUACCAACCACCAACUGUCGUUCCUGGCGGUGACCUUGCUAAGGUUCAACGCGCUGUUUGCAUGUUGUCUAACACAACAGCCAUUGCUGAAGCUUGGGCCCGGCUUGAUCACAAGUUUGACUUGAUGUAUGCCAAGAGAGCUUUCGUUCACUGGUAUGUCGGUGAAGGUAUGGAGGAAGGUGAAUUCUCCGAGGCUCGUGAGGAUUUGGCUGCUCUGGAGAAAGACUACGAAGAAGUAGGCAUGGACUCCACCGAGGGCGAAGGCGAAGGUGCCGAAGAGUAUUAAACAUGAUCGCUUUGGUUUCAAAAGCGCAUAUUAAAAAUUUAUUUGAUCACAAUUUUUGCAAGGAAAUUUUUUACUUCAUUUACACUCGAGACAUUCUGUAUUUUUUAAAUUUGUUUCAAGUUUAAUAAAUAGAUUUUUCCGAGCAUAUCAUA